AUGUUUUCUGUCAUUAUUUCGGAGCUCGAAACACUGGGCAUAAAUAUUGAAGACUGUCGUGGGCAGUCAUAUGAUAAUGCCGCGAACAUGUCUGGCAUGUACAAUGGCUUGCAGGCAAAAAUUCGAAAUCAAGCACCUUUCACAUUUUACGUGCCUUGCUCUGCCCAUUCUUUGAAUUUAGUGGCAACUGCCGCUGCUGAAUCGUGUAUAGAAGCAUGUCGCUUUUUUAUGACGCUACAGGAAAUUUAUGUUUUUUUUGUAAGCUCGACACAACGCUGGCUUAAAUUAAUGACUGAAAUCGGGAAAGGCAAAACCCUGAAAAGAGUGAAUCUGACACGUUGGUCAGCGAGGGAGGACGCGUGUAAAAGCUUGAGAGAUUCUUGGCACGAAGUUCUUAAGACUUUGGAAUCAAUCAAAGACGAUUGUACCGAAAAGCCUGUAACGCGACAAGAAGCGGCGGGAAUACUCUUGAAUUUGGAGAAACUGGAAACGGCGGCUUCCGCCGUAGAUUUGAUCACCGUUGCCGAUCUUUACGAAUCACUUCGUAAGUUUUUCGUAGCUGAACGAGAUAAUUUCAAGUAUUUCGAAGAAAAGGCGAUGGAGAUAAACGUAUCGAAACAGUACACAACAGAAAUCGGAAAAAGGCAACCGAAAAGAAAAAAAAGAUUUGAUGAAACAUCAGAAGAAGUUAUUACAAUGACUGCGAGUGAAAGUUUCAGAGUUAACACGUUUCUCGUCCUCGUAGAUAGACUGGUGACCGAGUUAGAAAAACGGCAAAACGCCUACAACGAUUUUAACGAGAAGUUUUCAUUUCUAACCAAAAUGAGUGAGUUGACACCCACGACCCUGACGGAAAAAGCUCUUUCCUUGGAAAAAAUAUUUUAG
Messenger RNA from Zeugodacus cucurbitae (melon fly), 885 nucleotides. RefSeq lists its product as uncharacterized. The transcript is spliced from 2 exons. Bases 1 to 885 code for a protein of 294 amino acids. The record is from RefSeq and is a predicted model, not a curated record. Lineage: Eukaryota; Metazoa; Arthropoda; Insecta; Diptera; Tephritidae.